Molecule: messenger RNA, 882 nt
Organism: Andrographis paniculata
Lineage: Eukaryota; Viridiplantae; Streptophyta; Magnoliopsida; Lamiales; Acanthaceae
Exons: 2
Coding region: 1-882 (293 amino acids)
Biological process (GO): telomere maintenance; DNA repair
Molecular function (GO): DNA helicase activity
Source: RefSeq, a predicted model, not a curated record
AUGGGAACAACAUUGGAGUCAAUGGUUGACUAUUUGCUCUACAAUUUAAGAAGAGAGUCAGGGAAUGACAUUUGUAUAAGUGAUAUGGAUCUCAAGGAUUGGGGUCUUCGAGAAAUUGAAUUGAUACUUAGCAAAAAUGUUAGGAGUCUUGCAGAUUUUCCCCCGAUGCCACAACCAUCCGGUAGAUCAUUUACCUAUCUAUCAAAUAGACUGAUACGAGAAAAGCUCGAUUACAAUGCAUGUAAUGAGGAGCAUUCAUUUCAUUCAUUGCAUGUAGGAUUGAAUAUUGAUCAACUCCAUCCUUACAAUGAAAUUAUUGAAUCUUACGAGGUUGCAUCAUCUGGAAUUGCAGCUUUGUUGCUGCCAUGGGGUCAAACCGCACAUUCACGUUUCAAGAUACCAAUUGAAUUGGAUGAUUCAUCACAUUGCUCCAUUGAUGUCAACUCAAAUUUGGCAGAUUUGAUUCAACAGUGUUCAUUAGUAAUAUGGGAUGAGGCACCAAUGAUGCAUAACCAUGGAUUUGAGGCGGUGAAUAGGAAAUUGCAAGAUAUAUUAAAAAUUUCUGAAAAUUUCUGCCCUAAUAAGCCUUUCGGUGGAAAGUUAUGCAUAUUAGGGGGAGAUUUUAAACAGAUCUUGCCAGUCGUCACUAAAGGAAGGCGUGAGGCUAUUUUGGAAGCUUCUCUUCAUUAUUCUAAUUUUUGGAAUCAAUGCAAAGUUAUCCAUUUGAAGAUGAAUAUGAGAUUGACCUCACGAGAUGGCUCACGAGAUUUACUUGAUGAAAUACGUCAUUUUGCCGAAUGGGUAAAUAUGAUAGGUGAAGGAAAAGUUAAGUAUCUGAAAUUUCAAGAUGGUGAGGAAUCUGAUUGGAUUGAAAUACCAUAG